Morone saxatilis (striped sea-bass) is the source of this 2110-nucleotide messenger RNA. It is a transcript of the gene tmem88a, whose product is annotated as transmembrane protein 88 a. Bases 514 to 1110 code for a protein of 198 amino acids. Lineage: Eukaryota; Metazoa; Chordata; Actinopteri; Moronidae. The transcript has 3 exons. Gene Ontology annotation, molecular function: PDZ domain binding. Gene Ontology annotation, cellular component: plasma membrane. The record is from RefSeq and is a predicted model, not a curated record.
CAGCACAGCCUGCUUUCUGUGCAUUCGCAUCAGAGGCAACACAGGAUACACUCUUACACACACACACUCAUAGCCACUUACGCACUAAAUCAUAUCUCAAACUGGAGUCGCAGUGAGGAAACAGAAUGUCAGGGAAGGAAGCGCUGAAGCCAGUGGGAAAGCAGAAUUUGCCUCAAGUCUGCAGAGCUCUUUUCUGACCCGCUCCAGAAGAGGUCUGAAGUAAAAGUUUAGAUUCAUAACAGCAGGAAAAAAAAUCUGAUGAUAUUUUUGGAAAUAGGCCAGAACACGAAAGGAGAAGGUUUUAGAUUUAGUUAAGUAGUAGAAACUCAGCCUUCACUUGGAUAUCACCCUCGAGAUCUGGAUUUUCAAACAGAAAAGACAUACAUCAGGAGGAAAUUCUUGAAAUUCUCUUUGUCUCUGACCACUCACCGCUCUUCAGUCUCAUCAUCUGCUGCCUCCAUCGAACUACAGGAGGACACAUCGCCAGGUUUACCGUAACAGGCCACAAGUAAGAUGAGUCUGUCACGGAACGGAACGUUGGAGAAGACAGUAUCCGAGCUAGCCCACUCUGAACGGGGCUCCCCCUCCAGAGCGGGGUCAGGGGUCAUGGUGCCGCCUCCAUACUCCAGGGGGGGUAGUGAAGCCACUGACACCGCCCUGGAGUUAAGGGGCUCUCUGGACUGCUGGGCAUGCUCUGUGCUGGUCACUGCACAGAAUAUGAUCAUAGCACUGAUCAACGCCGGGCUGGCCAGCAUCAUCUUUGGCACCAUCCUCACCCCUGCUCUUACCAUGAUCAUAUUCGGCUUCCUCUGCCACUCGACGGUGCAACCCCAUGGAACAUCUCUGUAUUGCUCAGACCUGCUGGAUGAUGCUGGCUGCGUGGCUCUGCUGGUUGUGGGCUUCCUGCUGCUCACCCCCCUGCUGGUUCUGGCGCUGGCUGCCUACUGCCGCCUGGCCCGACACCUCCAGCUGGGCAUGUGUUUCAUUCCCUACAGCCGCGCCGUCUACAAGAACCUGCCAGCCUCACGCCACCGUGGGGCUAGUCCAGGAGGCUGCUGUGGUCAGCAGGGGGCUUCAGAGAGGGAGAGGAAGGGCAGCGUGUGGGUGUAGGAGAGGAGAGGAGAAGAAAGGAGAGAAGAUGAUUGUAUAUGGUUGUAAUAUGUAUCCUUGUUUAAUGAUGAAAGUUGGAUUUUUUGAUUCUGGAGCUUUGUUUUUUAAAGCAAAUUUCCAUUUCUAAAGCCAUUGUAAAAAUCCAUCAUAUUUAAUCAUUUAUAGUCAUUGUUUGAAAGUCAAUAUUGCUUUUUGUAUUUUGUAUACUAUUUCAUUGCAUUGAAUGUAUUUUAUACCUUUUUACAAUAAAGUGUCACUUGACCUGUUAAGCUUUGUAUUUCAUACCUGCAAAUUGAACACGAUAGACUGUGAGCUGUAUCGAUUUAAUUUGAAAAAAGAAGGUAUAAAAGAAGUAUAAAAUACACUAAAUGGGGUAAACAAGUAAAAGAAGUGUGCCCAAUGCAAACUUCCACACAAUGCCAUUAUUCUAGGAGUGUUUAGAUUGCAGUAUAUGUGAUCAGAGUGCUCAGAAUGUAAAUGCAUAGCAUUUCUCUUGUUAUUUUAUUCCACGCAUAGCACUUCUUUAGCUGCCAAACGCAUGUUGCUUACUCUCCUUUAAAAUCUAAUAUCCAAACUAGUUAAGAUCCUGACAGUCUUCAUGGCAAGGCAGAUACAUUAUUUUGUAUAUUUUUCUGAAAUAAUGUAUUAAUGACUGUUUGUACAUGUGUUAUCUGGCCAUUUGAGUUCUAUUUACGGGGAACACAGUGUCUGUUAGCAGAGAUAUCACAGGCUAAUGUGAAUGGUUUCAUUCUGACUUCUGCACGUCAUAGACUGCUUGAUAUUUACUUAAUGUGUUAUAUAAUACAUUUCAUGUCAGAACAAAUAACUGGUUUUGGUAUCCAGAAAUUACUAAAAAAAGGAGUUUGAAUUCAUUCUGGAUCUUCUCUGACCUCUACUGGUGACUAUUGGAAUGGAGGAUCUCCAUUUUUUUCUUGUAUUAUAUAUUGUCUCAGAGGGUACAUUUAAAUGUCAAAUUAAUACCAUUCAAAACAAAGUCUGG